Molecule: messenger RNA, 1083 nt
Organism: Guillardia theta CCMP2712
Lineage: Eukaryota; Cryptophyceae; Pyrenomonadales; Geminigeraceae
Exons: 1
Coding region: 1-1083 (360 amino acids)
Molecular function (GO): glycosyltransferase activity
Source: RefSeq, a predicted model, not a curated record
AUGGUGAAAAUACUCCAGAGCCUCGUCACUGGACAGAUCUUUGCGAAGGAGACCUGGAAGGAGGCAGCAGCUGUAGCCGCUCCUACUGUGAAUGUCACUCUUCGCCGGGCAGUGCAUGGCUUCUAUCAGCUGCUCCUGUCCAUCAUCGUUCUGGGGCUCAUCUGUGCUCUUGAUCUCGUGUCCUGGUCCGAGAGCAUCUACGACAGCCGGCGGCACAUUCCAAGGCACUGCGGGCGCAUGCAGCACGACCGGGAAGGGAAGGGCAUUCUGCCGGAUAUCGCAUACGGGAGGGAGAGAAGACGCUAUGCCGUGGUGACGCUGCUGACGACGUCCAGCUACGUGAAGCAGGCGGAGGUGCUGGGAAAGUCACUCCUUGUCUACUCCCACCUGCCCUGCAGCGUCGACAUGGUUGUGCUGAUCCUGCCGAGGUCGGACGUGACCCACCAGGAUGUCGAGCUGCUGUCGCAGGCGGGGUGGAUGGUGGAGACCAUCCCGAGGCUAGCCGCGCCCGAACGCAUCAACAGCAGCACUGUGAAGCACGCGAGGUAUAUCCCGCUGGUCUCCAAGCUCGUCCUCUUCAACAUGACCCGCUACGACGGCAUGCUCUACCUUGACUCCGACACGCUGGUGCUCGGAGGCAUCGCUGAGCUCUUCAGCCGCCACCUGCCGGAGAUGCGGCGCCGAGGGCUGAACCUGGGAUGGGUGAGGGACCAGGGCGAGCAGUUCAGGGCCCGUUCGUUCAACGCCGGCGUCAUGCUCGUCGCCCCGUCCAAGCGCGUGUUCGGCCGGCUGAUGCGGUUCCUGCACGAGGGAGCGUUCGAGGUCUCGUUCGCAGAGCAGGGGCUACUGAACGCUUUCUUCGGUCACCACAGCUACGAGCUGGACCAGCGAUUCAACCUCCUCACCACCGUCCCGCGAGAGAAUCGAACGCUCUACGAGAGUAUCAAGCAUGACGUGCGCAUCUUUCACUCCACCUACUUCAAGCCCACCUGCUCCUUUUACCUCGUGCGAUGCUUCUGGCAUGGAACGCACGACUUCUGCCGCGAGUGGCAGCGGCUUGAGGCCCUGCAGGUGAAGGUCUGA